UUUUUCUUCUCCUUUUUGCUAUCUAGUGAUGUUUCUGAUAUUGUUUUUAUUAGUUGCAAUGUGUUAAUUGCAAAGAGGAAAAAAGGGAAAUUUGCAUUUUUGUUAAUAUCAGUUUUCUGUGAAUUCUUGUUUGUUUAAAGAUGCCUCUUUUAUUCAAUUUUAAUAAAUGUUGUUGGCUGGAUAUCUGUACUUUUACAUUGGAUUUAAUCUGAUAAUUUAAUUUUAUAUCAUAAAUAUCUUGUGGGGUUUUUCCCUUUUCUAUUUUUUUGCUUAAAUGCUAAAGUCGGUUAAAAGUCGGUUAUAUUGUUUUGUAGUACCAUUUUUUGCUAUUGAGUCUUAAAGGGUCUUCGAAAAGAACGUUUUAGUGCUGUUUUCUGAGGAUUUUGGCGUUCUUGGUAUUUCUUGUUUCUCUUUCUUGAUUUCGUUAAGUGGGGUUGAAUUUCUUAGUUUCGAUGUGUUAAUUGCAAAGAGGAAAAUCGGAAAUUGUGUAAUUAGAUGACGAUUAUAGUUUGCUGUUGCACAUUUAAUAUCAGUUGUUUGUGAAUUCUGGUUUGAUUAAAGAUACCUCUUUUAUUCAAUUUUAAUAAAUGCUGAUGGCUGGAGAUCUGUUCUGUGAGAUGCUUGUUGUUGUGUUUAUUAGGUUAUGGCUGAAAAGAUUAUAGGGCGUUCGAUAACUCCGAGGAACUUGAAUUUUCGAUUUAAUAGGAUAAUUCACUGUCCUGUUGGAUCUAAAUGGCUAAAGAUACUAGUAAUGCUGAAUCAGCUAAUCGGAGAGCUGGUCUCUUAAAGGACCAGGUUCGACUAGUCAAGAGAAAGAACUGUGAUCGAUAUGAAAUCGUCUCGAUACCUGAUAACUUGUCAUUUGAGAAAGGCUUCUUUGUUGUAAUCCGUGCAUGCCAAUUGUUGGUUUCAAAGAAUGAAGGAUUGAUAAUAAUUGGUGUUGCUGGUCCCUCCGGAGCAGGAAAGACUAUAUUUACUGAGAAAAUACUUAGCUUCAUGCCAAGUGUUGCAGUUAUCUCAAUGGAUAAUUACAAUGAUGCUAGUCGAAUAGUUGAUGGAAACUUCGAUGAUCCACGACUUACAGACUAUGAUACAUUGCUGAAAAACAUCAGUGAUCUAAAGGCCGGGAAGCCGGCUGAGGUUCCAAUAUAUGAUUUCAAAUCUAGCUCUCGCGUAGGAUUCAGGACUCUUGAAGUACCAACCUCCCGCAUUUUGAUUAUUGAAGGUAUCUAUGCGUUGAGUGAAAAGUUGCGGCCUUCGCUGGAUCUUCGUGUAUCUGUGACAGGUGGAGUUCACUUUGAUCUUGUAAAAAGGGUUUUACGGGAUAUACAACGUGCUGGGCAGGAACCCUCAGAGAUAAUCCAUCAAAUAUCUGAAACGGUUUAUCCAAUGUACAAGGCUUUUAUUGAACCUGAUCUCAAGACUGCACAUAUAAAAAUUAUCAACAAAUUUAAUCCGUUUACUGGAUUUCAGAGUCCUACAUACAUUCUUAAGUCUUCUAGGAAUGUGGAAGUCGAUCUAAUCAAGUCUGCCUUAUCUGAAGAACACACUGAAAGUACGGAGCAAACUUACGACAUAUACCUUCUGCCACCUGGUGAAGAUCCAGAGACAUGCCAAUCAUAUCUGAGGAUGAGAAAUAAAGAUGGAAAAUACAGUCUCAUGUUUGAGGAGUGGGUCACUGAUUCACCAUUUGUCAUAUCUCCGAGAAUCAGUUUUGAAGUUAGUGUGAAGCUUCUUGGUGGAUUGAUGGCUUUGGGAUACACAAUUGCAGCAAUACUCAAAAGAAGUAGUCACGUAUUUUCUGAUGAAAAGGUCUGCGUGAAAAUUGAUUGGCUAGAACAACUGAACCGGCAUUAUGUUCAGGUACAAGGAAGAGAUCGCCUUAUUGUAAAAUCUGUUGCUGAUAAGCUGGGACUGGAGGGUUCAUACACUCCGCGUACAUAUAUUGAGCAAAUACAGCUAGAGAAGCUUGUGAAUGAAGUAAUGGCACUACCAGAUGAUUUGAAAACAAAGCUUAGCUUAGAUGAAGAUCUUGUCUCCAGCCCAAAAGAAGCUCUCUCUCGAGCCUCAGCAGAUAGAGUAGCAUGGAGAAAUAAGAAUUUAAGAAGGGGUUUGUCCCAUUCGUACGCAAAUCACAGAGAGAAAAAUCUAUCCAAGAUUGAUACUGAUAGUCAGAGGUUUGAUGACAGAAACACUGAUUCAGCAGCAACAUUAGCAAACCAGGGAGCUGUUACACAUUUAUCGGAGCAGAUUUCUACCUUGAAUGAUCGGAUGGAUGACUUCACAUCUAGAAUGGAAGAACUUAAUUCCAAGUUAAGCAGCAAAAGAGCUUCUCCGAGCACACAAAGUCUGGCUUUGCAAGCUGAAGCUUGUAAUGGAUCCGGCCCAACUUCUUACUUCAUAUCUGGUUUAGAAAAUGGUUCCUUGACAGGAUCCAUCAUGCCAAAUUCGUCAUCCUCCUCUUCUCUAAUCCCAAAGGAGUCUACUCUGAUGGAAGAGCUAUCCAAUGUUUCACGUGGACAACGCCAAAUUAUGCAUCAGUUGGACAGUCUUAGCAAUCUUCUCCGCGACAGACUGGGAGAACAAUCACGGCAAGCAAGAACAGGCAAGAGAAGAGAUAUUCGUGAUAUUGAUAUUGAUUCGAUCAAAGUACCUCUCACUGUAACCUUAGUAGUUGGUGGAUUGGGGUUCUUUCUAUUUAAGAGCCUACAAAACCGAAACUGAUUCGUCUUCCUAAUGUAAAACCUAUGCAUCAUUGCUCCUUUAUACUUUUCUUUUCUUGAAG
Molecule: messenger RNA, 2785 nt
Organism: Lycium ferocissimum
Lineage: Eukaryota; Viridiplantae; Streptophyta; Magnoliopsida; Solanales; Solanaceae
Product: inorganic pyrophosphatase TTM2-like
Exons: 12
Coding region: 733-2724 (663 amino acids)
Cellular component (GO): cytoplasm
Molecular function (GO): ATP binding; kinase activity
Source: RefSeq, a predicted model, not a curated record